Molecule: messenger RNA, 1635 nt
Organism: Chenopodium quinoa (quinoa)
Lineage: Eukaryota; Viridiplantae; Streptophyta; Magnoliopsida; Caryophyllales; Amaranthaceae
Product: probable ubiquitin-conjugating enzyme E2 23
Exons: 1
Coding region: 554-1537 (327 amino acids)
Molecular function (GO): ubiquitin conjugating enzyme activity
Source: RefSeq, a predicted model, not a curated record
UUGAUUUAUACUCCAUACAUUCUCUUAGUGUCAAGUUUUGUAUUUUGUUGUCUAUGUUCCACAUUGAUUAAACAAAUUACCCAACUCGAUUCCAUCCGCCUUUUAAUUUCAUAACUGCACUUUUCAACAAUUCAAGUAGUUACACUAAUCUCAAUUAAUUAAACACAUUAUCCAACUCGAGUAAUUUCAUAUUAAUUCCUAAAAUGGGCUUUUUUUUUUUCUUUUUUCUAUUUCUUUUUCUUUUUUUUUUUUCUUUUUUUUUUGGAUUUUGGAAUGGAUAGAAAAGUUAGUUAUACUUUGAUUCGAAAAUUGAGAUAGUAUCUCUAAUUUAGUGGGAUUCUCAACAACCCUCUAAAGAAAAAAUCUAAAGAAAAAAAUAAAUAACAUAUUUAUCCUAAUAAAUACAUACAAAUUACAUAUUUAUCCAAAUCAUAAUUACACUCAAACCUGGAAAAAUAAAUAACCAACUCCGUAUAAUUCUUCAACUCUGAUCAAAACAAAGCUCAGAAAACCCGGCUUUUCAACACACAAAUUACCAAGAAACACAAACAAGAUGGAAGAAGAAUCAACAACAACAAUGUUUGACAAAACAUCAGAGAUUGAAGAAAUCCUAGACUCCGUUGAUCUAAAGUUCAACAGCUUCAAGAAUUUCGACAUCACUUCCGUCCCUCCAAUUGAUCACCACUUCAUCUUAAACUCUCGGCCGCCUUUGGACCGACAAUUCAUGUAUUCUUCAAGAAGAGUAGUCAAGGAACACGUCCAACUAAUGCGUAGGAUCAAGCAAGAGCGAGACGUGCUCGAAAACAACCUCUCUAAGUCCAUCUUUGUAAGGUCUUAUGAGACUAGAUUGGAUUUGAUGAGGGCAGUUAUCGUCGGCUUACCGAGUAGUCCUUACGCCUACAGCUUGUUCAUCUUCGAUAUUUACUUCCCUAAAGAUUACCCUUCCAAACCUCCGCAAAUCUUUCAACACCAUAAUCCAAACCUUCUCGAUUGGAAACCUACUUUGUUGUCGAACAAUAACAACAAAAGCGUUGGUUCGGGCCUUUGGUGGGACCCAGAAACGUCGAAUAUAUGCCAUAUACUUGAGUAUAUUCAAGGGAGUGAAUUGAGGUUCACCAAGAUUUAUGACAAACAAGACGAGAAAGAUUUCAUGUUAACUCACAAGACCAUGCUUAGCAUCCUUAGGUCACCUCCUAAAGGGUUCGAGGAUUUCGUAAAAGGGUAUUUUCGGAAAUACUCUCAUGCUAUCUCGAUGAAUUUGAAGCUGAAGGGAAAUUUGAGUGAGUCUCAAAUGAAUACUGAUUUGUUCUUUGAGAUGAUUCAAGCAUUUGAAGGUAAUGGUUCGUACUGUAAACAUCUUGUAUAUAAGGUCGAAAGGGUAGUUUCGCAGGAAUCGCAGGCUUCGUCUUCACAGCCAAAGAUGAUCAAAGGUGAAGCGUCGUCUAUGGGUGUAUUGUUUAAACGUGCAUUGUCGAAGACUAAUGGCUUGAUUAUGCAUUGGUUGCACGAUGAUGAUACUGAUGGACGCCUUGGUUAGGAUCAUAUUUCGUAAUGAUAUUAGCAAAUUAGAUCUUUUUCUUUUUUGACAAAAGCAAAUUAGAUCUUAAAUGCAAUAUGUAUAGGAUGUUUUUUUUC